Molecule: messenger RNA, 1254 nt
Organism: Rangifer tarandus platyrhynchus (Svalbard reindeer)
Lineage: Eukaryota; Metazoa; Chordata; Mammalia; Artiodactyla; Cervidae
Source: the annotation of a GenBank genome assembly
AUGCAGGCGGCUCGGCACGUCGUGUGCGCCGUCUCCGGCGGCGUGGACAGCGCCGUGGCAGCGCUGCUGCUGAGGCGGAGAGGUUACCAGGUGACAGGGGUGUUCAUGAGGAACUGGGACUCCCUGGACGAACACGGCGUCUGCACUGCCGACAGAGACUGCGAGGAUGCUUACAGAGUGUGCCAGAUCCUGGACAUCCCCUUCCGGCAGGUGUCCUACGUGAAGGAGUACUGGAACGACGUCUUCAGUGAUUUUUUAAAUGAAUAUGAAAAAGGAAGAACUCCUAAUCCUGACAUAGUCUGCAACAAGCUUAUCAAAUUCCGUUGUUUUUUUAAUUAUGCUGUGGAUAAUCUUGGCGCAGAUGCAGUGGCGACAGGUCACUACGCAAGAACGUCCCUGGAAGAUGAAGAGGUGUUUCAGCAGAAGCACAUCAAGAGGCCAGAAGGGCUCUUCAGAAACCGGUUUGAAGUUAGGAACGCGGUAAAACUCCUCCAAGCAGCUGACAGCUUUAAAGACCAGACCUUCUUUCUCAGCCAGGUUCCCCAGGAGGCGCUAAGGAGAACCCUCUUCCCCCUGGGGGAAUUAACGAAAGAUUUCGUAAAGAAAAUAGCUGCUGAGAACAGACUUCAUCAUGUGCUUCAGAAGAAGGAGAGCAUGGGCAUCUGUUUUAUUGGUAAAAGGAACUUUGAAAAUUUCAUCCUUGAGUACUUACAGCCUCGACCUGGCCGGUUUAUUUCUAUAGAAGACAACAAGGUUCUGGGAACACAUAAAGGUUGGUUCCUGUACACUUUGGGCCAGAGAGCCAACAUAGGAGGCUUACGGGAGCCCUGGUACGUGGUGGAGAAGGAUGGUGCCAAGGGCGACGUGCUUGUGGCCCCCCGGACAGACCACCCGGCCCUGUACAGAGACCUGCUGCGGACCGGCCGCGUUCACUGGAUCGCGGAGGAACCGCCUGCUGCCCUGGUCCGCGACAAGAUGAUGGAGUGUCACUUCCGCUUCCGCCACCAGAUGGCGCUAGUGCCCUGCGUGCUGACCCUCAAUCAGGAUGGCACCGUGUGGGUGACGGCCGUGAAGGCUGUGCGCGCUCUCGCCCCGGGACAGUUCGCCGUGUUCUACAAAGGGGACGAGUGCCUGGGCAGCGGGAAGAUCCUGCGUCUGGGGCCAUCCACCUACACACUGCAGAAGGGCCAUAGAACAUCCAGCGUGGCCACGGAGGGCUCCAGCGACAACCCGGGCCUGGGGCCCGCGCCCUGA